Molecule: messenger RNA, 654 nt
Organism: Colletotrichum higginsianum IMI 349063
Lineage: Eukaryota; Fungi; Ascomycota; Sordariomycetes; Glomerellales; Glomerellaceae
Product: Thioredoxin
Exons: 3
Coding region: 1-654 (217 amino acids)
Molecular function (GO): protein-disulfide reductase activity
Source: RefSeq, a predicted model, not a curated record
AUGAGUCUCGUCAACAUCCAGUCUGCCGGCCAAUGGCAAGGCAUCCUUAGCAGCACCAAUGUUGUCAUUGCCGACUUCUACGCCGACUGGUGCGGUCCCUGCAAGAUGAUCGCGCCGCACUUCGAACGCCUCGCCAAAGAACACUCCAAGCCGAACAAGGUCGCCUUCUGCAAGAUCAACGUCGACAACCAAUCCACCAUCGCCCGCACCCACGGCGUCAGCGCCAUGCCCACCUUCAUCGUCUUCCACGGCGGCCAGGCCGUCGAGACCAUCAAAGGCGCGAACCCACCCGCCCUGACGCAGGCCAUCCAGAACGCCCUGAAGCUCCCGGACAAGGGCGGCCGCUCCGCCGCCACUUUCACAACCCCCGGCCGAACCCUCGGCGGCGAUAAGCCCGCGCGUGCGAGCCUGCGGCGCCCCGUGCAAUGGCAGCUGCGCGACUUCUUCAGCAACAUUAUCACCUUCAUCGGGCUGUACCUCGUCUCGCUAUUUGCGAUUGACCCCCACAAGGCGGCCGAGAUGUCGCAGUUCAACCGCGUGAAUCCGCCCGCCCCCGUGGUCAAGCCUGCCAAGGGCGCCGCCGGCUCUGGUACGAGGCAGGCCCCGAAGGGUCCGGCUUUCAAGACAUUGGCGGACCUGGGAGGUGACGAAUAG